Molecule: messenger RNA, 6237 nt
Organism: Carcharodon carcharias (great white shark)
Lineage: Eukaryota; Metazoa; Chordata; Chondrichthyes; Lamniformes; Lamnidae
Gene: cacna1ia
Product: calcium voltage-gated channel subunit alpha1 Ia
Exons: 35
Coding region: 16-6237 (2073 amino acids)
Biological process (GO): membrane depolarization during action potential; calcium ion transmembrane transport; neuronal action potential
Cellular component (GO): neuron projection; voltage-gated calcium channel complex; voltage-gated sodium channel complex
Molecular function (GO): voltage-gated sodium channel activity; low voltage-gated calcium channel activity
Source: RefSeq, a predicted model, not a curated record
UUUGAGCAUGUCAGUAUGCUUGUUAUCCUUCUCAACUGUGUCACCUUGGGAAUGUACCAACCUUGUGAAGACGUAGACUGUUCCAGUGACAGAUGUAGGAUAUUACAGGCUUUCGACGACUUCAUCUUCAUUUUCUUCGCCAUGGAGAUGGUGGUCAAGAUGGUUGCCUUGGGGAUUAUCGGGAAGAAAUGUUACCUUGGCGACACUUGGAAUCGGUUGGACUUUUUCAUCGUGAUGUCCGGGAUGGUGGAGUACUCGCUGGACUUGCAGAACGUCAGUCUCUCUGCAAUACGGACUGUUCGCGUCCUGCGUCCACUGAAAGCCAUCAACCGGGUUCCAAGUAUGAGAAUCCUAGUCAAUCUGUUACUGGACACUCUCCCGAUGCUGGGCAAUGUCCUGCUCCUCUGCUUUUUUGUCUUUUUUAUAUUUGGCAUCAUCGGUGUGCAGCUGUGGGCCGGACUCCUGCGGAACCGCUGCUUCUUGGAAGAAAACUUAACACUGUACAAUGGCCUCUCUCUGCCUCAGUACUACCAUCCUGAGAAGGACGAUGAAACCCCUUUCAUCUGCUCUCUGUCCGGAGAUAAUGGGAUUAUGGGAUGCCAUGAAAUCCCUGCCUUGAGGGACAAUGGGCACGAGUGUUGCUUGGACAAGGAUGACUAUUAUUAUUACGCAGCUCUGGGCCAGGAGCUCAACGUGACCGGGGGCUGUGUCAACUGGAACCGGUAUUACACUGCAUGCCAGACUGGGGACAGGAACCCCCACAAAGGCGCCAUUAACUUCGACAACAUUGUCUAUGCAUGGAUCGUGAUUUUUCAGGUUAUAACGUUGGAAGGCUGGGUUGAGAUCAUGUAUUAUGUGAUGGAUGCGCACUCUUUCUACAAUUUCAUUUACUUCAUCUUGCUUAUCAUAGUAGGUUCGUUCUUCAUGAUUAACCUCUGCUUGGUUGUCAUAGCGACGCAGUUCUCGGAGACGAAGCAGCGGGAACACCAGCUGAUGCAGGAGCAGCGGGCGUUGUACCUCUCGUCCAGCACGGUGGCCAGCUUCACCGAGCCGGGCGACUGCUACGAGGAGAUCUUCCAGUACGUGUGCCACAUCCUGCGCAAGGCCAAGCGCCGCACGGUGGGACUCUACGCCAGCUUCCACGCCCGUCGUCACGGCGACCGAGGGGCUUCCGGUCUCAGCGCCUGCCGGGAGGAGUGCGGGCACUACCACGUGACAGAGAAUCUGGAGUACACACCACAGGCUAUCGUCCGGCCCAUUGCCCUGACCUUGACCUCUGACCCAAGCCACUGCCCACAAUGCAACAGCGUUGACCUGACCCCAGGAGGCAAAGCCUCGGAUCUGGUCAAUGCCGAGGUGGGAGAGGCUGGUAAGGCAGAGUUGGACAAAGAGGCAGAGACGGAAACAAAGGGGAGAGGGGGCUCGGAAGGGCAGAUGAGGUGGUGCAUCAAAUUGUGGAGCAACGUGCGUGGCAAGCUGACGAGCAUCGUGGAAAGCAAAUAUUUCAACCGGGGCAUCAUGAUGGCAAUCCUAAUCAACACCAUUAGCAUGGGGAUCGAGCACCAUGAGCAGCCAGAAGAACUGACAAAUGUCCUGGAGAUCAGCAACAUCGUAUUUACCAGCAUGUUUGCCCUGGAAAUGAUUCUCAAACUCACCGCGUUUGGAUUCUUCAGCUACCUGAGGAACCCUUAUAAUAUUUUCGAUGGUAUCAUUGUUAUCAUCAGUGUCUGCGAGAUUGUUGGUCAGUCCGAUGGGGGCCUCUCGGUCUUGCGCACCUUCCGUCUCCUGCGGGUGCUGAAGUUGGUGAGGUUCAUGCCAGCGCUGCGCCGCCAACUUGUGGUCCUGAUGAAGACAAUGGACAAUGUCGCCACCUUCUGUAUGCUGUUGAUGCUCUUCAUUUUCAUUUUCAGCAUCCUGGGAAUGCACAUCUUUGGGUGUAAAUUUAGCCUGAAGACUGACGGUGGAGAUACUGUUCCCGACAGGAAGAAUUUUGACUCGCUUCUCUGGGCAAUCGUCACGGUUUUUCAGAUCCUGACGCAGGAGGAUUGGAAUGUUGUGCUUUAUAACGGAAUGGCCUCCACGUCACCCUGGGCUGCUCUGUACUUUGUGGCCCUGAUGGCCUUUGGUAAUUACGUGCUCUUUAACCUCCUGGUCGCCAUCUUGGUAGAGGGCUUCCAGGCAGAGGGAGAUGCCAACAAGUCGGACUCAGAGGAAGAACGAACUUCAACAAAUUUUGAAGACUGUGAAAAGAUCAAAGAAAUGCAUUAUUUAUCAGAGUUGAAAGCUUGUUCGAUUGCCAUGACUCCCAACGGGCAUUUGGACCUGUCUCCUCAGAACCAGUCAAUAGGAUCAAGGAGCUCACUACAGCCUGAAAACCCCUACAUCUCUGCUGGGUCCCGGAAAAGCAGUGUGACCUCACUGACUCGCAUCAACUUUGACCAGAAGUCACUGCCGAGUCGUCGAAGCUCUCACUACAUCCCGUGGGGCGCUGGCAGCAACUGGGGCAGCCGGAGGGCCAGCUGGAACAGCAUGGGCCACGCCUCAAGCCUGAAGCGGAAGCCUCACUCCGGGGAGCACGAGUCUCUGCUCUCCGGCAACAGGCGCAAGAUCUCCUCCUCCGACGACGACCCUGACGACAUCAGGCCUGAGGUGGUCAAUAGCUCGAGCCUGCCCUACCGUCGAGCACUCUCCCUGGACACCAAAUGCUCCGGUGACUUGCCGGAACUCCUCCAGGUCCCGAUCGUGCAACCAUCGGGGAGGAAGAACAGCGUAGCGACGGUUACCAUGGACCACAGGGACUGUAACGGCAAAGGCCCACCCAUUGUGAAAGAAAUCUUCCCAAAGAUGAAGAACAGAAAAGAGAGGAGCGUUUACGAUGAGGAAAUUGACUAUAGCCUGUGUUUCCGAAUUCAGAAGAUGGUGGAAAUUUACAAGCCGGAUUGGUGUGAUACCCGAGCAGAUUGGUCAGUUUACUUAUUCUCGCCGCAGAAUAGAUUCCGCCUGAUGUGUCAAAUGAUCAUUGCCCACAAGCUCUUCGAUUACAUCGUUUUGGCUUUUAUUUUUCUAAACUGCAUCACUGUUGCGCUAGAACGACCCGAGAUUAACCAGGGAAGCACAGAAAGGAUCUUCCUCAGUGUCUCAAACUAUUUCUUCACGGCCAUCUUUGUGGCAGAGAUGACUCUCAAGGUCGUCUCUCUGGGGUUUUACAUUGGUGAUCAAGCAUACCUGAGAAGCAGCUGGAACAUUCUGGAUGGAUUUCUGGUCUUCGUGUCCCUCAUUGACAUAGUUGUGUCCUUGGCCUCAGCGGGUGGGGCGAAGAUCUUGGGCGUACUCCGGGUGUUAAGGCUUCUUAGGACACUGCGUCCUCUCAGGGUCAUUAGUCGAGCACCUGGCUUGAAGCUGGUUGUUGAAACUCUUAUUUCCUCCCUGAAGCCCAUUGGGAACAUUGUCCUCAUCUGCUGUGCUUUCUUCAUAAUCUUCGGCAUCCUUGGAGUCCAGCUUUUCAAAGGGAAGUUCUACUACUGCCAGGGUCACGACACUCGCAAUGUCACCAACAGGUCGGACUGCUUGCUGGCCAACUACAGGUGGAUCCAUCACAAGUACAACUUUGACAACCUGGGACAGGCUCUGAUGUCACUCUUUGUACUGGCCUCCAAGGAUGGCUGGGUCAACAUUAUGUAUCAUGGUCUGGAUGCCGUUUCCAUCGACCAACAGCCCAUCAUUAAUCACAACCCCUGGAUGCUGCUCUAUUUCAUCUCCUUUCUGCUCAUUGUCAGCUUCUUUGUGUUGAACAUGUUUGUUGGUGUGGUCGUAGAGAACUUCCACAAGUGCCGUCAGCACCAGGAAGCAGAAGAGGCCCGACGGAGAGAGGAGAAGCGUCUGCAGAGGCUGGAGAAGAAGCGCAGGAAAGCCCAACGUUUGCCAUAUUAUGCUGCCUACUCACCCAUCCGCCUCUUCAUCCACACCAUGUGUACCAGCCAUUACCUGGACCUCUUCAUCACCUUCAUCAUCUGCAUCAAUGUGGUGACCAUGUCUCUGGAACACUACAACCAGCCCAGGUCCCUGGAAGUUUCCCUGAAGUAUUGUAACUACAUGUUCACGACUGUGUUCAUCCUGGAAGCAGUUCUUAAACUCAUAGCUUUUGGAUUACGGAGAUUUUUCAAGGACAGGUGGAACCAGCUGGACUUGGCCAUUGUGCUGCUGUCUGUGAUGGGGAUUACACUGGAGGAGAUUGAGAUAAGUGCAGCUCUUCCCAUUAAUCCCACCAUCAUCCGGAUCAUGAGGGUUCUCCGGAUCACCAGGGUAUUGAAAUUGCUGAAGAUGGCUACUGGAAUGAGAGCUCUCCUGGACACUGUCGUACAGGCCCUGCCACAGGUUGGAAAUCUUGGUCUCCUCUUCAUGCUCCUUUUCUUCAUUUAUGCAGCGCUGGGGGUCGAGCUGUUUGGUAAAUUGGUUUGCGAUGAGGACCAUCCCUGUGAGGGAAUGAGCCGCCACGCGACCUUUGAAAAUUUCGGCAUGGCGUUCUUGACACUGUUCCAAGUGUCAACCGGGGACAACUGGAACGGGAUAAUGAAGGAUACUCUCCGUGAUUGUUCCAGUGAUGACCGAGGCUGCUUCAGCAACCUCCAGCUUAUCUCCCCGCUGUACUUUGUGAGCUUUGUGCUGACGGCUCAGUUUGUGCUGAUCAAUGUGGUGGUCGCGGUCCUUAUGAAGCAUCUCGAUGACAGCAACAAAGAGGCACAGGAGGAUGCCGAGCUGGAUGCCGAGAUAGAGCUGGAGCUUGCACAGGGCCUGUGCUGUCAGCCAGUGAGCCCACCAGCCCCGGGGACUGCUAGCGGUGCAGACAAUGGCCACAAGGGCAACAAGAAGAAAGGAGAGAGGCCAGACCCAGGGAAACACAUCUCGCCUGCACAGGAGAGCCUGUGGCUGGACAGUGUCUCACUAAUCAUACGAGAUACUUUCGAGAAUGAGUUAUUGAUGAUUGAUAACCUCUCUGGAUCUAUCUUCCACCAUUACACCUCUUCACCCACCUGUCGGAACUGCCAACAUGACAAGCAAGAGGUUCAUCUUGCUGAGACAGAAGCUUUCUCCUUGACCUCGGACUUCCUCUCGGACAAGUCAUCGUCCGUGGUUUUGGCUGAUGACCUGAGCUCGGAUGAUAGUGUACCUCAGCUGACCACUAGGGAAAGUGAUGAAAAGGAAGGAACAGAUAGUCCUGGUGUUCCUGAGAAUGACAACAUGAGUAUGUUCACCGUGAAGGAGACAGCAAUUUACAGAACAAACUCACUGCCAAACAACAGUUACAUUUCACAAGUCGAGAAUUCAGAUUCAGGCCAAACGGUUACAGAAACACAGCCAGUGCCUACAGAGCAGAUUGCUGUGACUCCUCUCCAGCUGCCUUCUUCCUCAUCUUGCCUUCAGUUUGAGACAGAGCUCUUCCAUCCAGUGACCCUCCCCCCCACAGAGCAGGAGCACAGCAGUCAGCUUCCCAAGAUCCCUCCUUCUGGUUCCUGGGCUUCGUUGCGGUCUCCCAACAUGGCCUGGUCUCUCCAGCGGCAGGUUGCUAUCAGCGAUACCUCACUGAGUGAUGGUUCAAUAGACAGCCUCCAGACAACAUUGGAGGACAGCCUGAGACUUGCGGUGUCACCCCAGUGCACGCUGGCUCUCCCAAUGGUCUGCACUGCCCUGUCAGCCCAAAGAACCACCUCCCCAUUUACACCCCCUCUGCGGAAAAACACCCUCCAACAUCGGAGGGGCCUCGGUUUCCAGAUGAUGCGGGGUCGCCAGAGGAGUCAAAGCAGCGGGGGCAGCACCAGUCCAGGACGCACGUAUCAGGACUCCAUGGACCCUUCAGAUGAGGAAGGGAUCACCCACUCACUGAGAGCCAACAGCGAGCAGUCUGAGACACUUAGCAGCCUCUCUCUAACGUCCCUCUUCUCUCCAUCACGAUCACCACCCACUCCAAUUAAAAAAUGUAAUAGCACAGGCACUUUGGAUGCUGUCUCGAGAGGCAGAGAUGCCAAACAAUUUUAUACCGUUGACCGGCAAGGGUUCUUAACAGCGCCCUCCUGGGUGGCCGAUUUCUGCAGAAAUAAUCACCCCGCUACUGGCCUGGAAGGUCAAGGAACUAACCGGGGGACAGAAACUGAGGGCAUUAAAAGAGCACAUGGGCGGCCAGCUGCCCAUGUCCAACCUGGGCCCGAGUACAACGCCACAAUGCAAAAGAAGAAAAGAUGA